This is a messenger RNA of Gryllus bimaculatus (two-spotted cricket), 2527 nucleotides long. The record is from the annotation of a GenBank genome assembly. Lineage: Eukaryota; Metazoa; Arthropoda; Insecta; Orthoptera; Gryllidae.
AUGUAUGGCUUGAACGCAUCAGCAGUUAUUGAAGCUGUGAUUCUUGGACUGCAUGAAAAACUGUCUACGCGAAUAAUGGUCAAGGGACCGGCAACGACCGGCCCUCUUCAGUGUGGAAAGUAUUGGUUGCGGCUGGCAGCUAUACUCGCAGUUUUGUGCGGCGACACAAGGAGAGGCGGCCAUCUUAUCAUCAGUGAUCUUCGUGUUUCGAGCUUCCCCGAGUGGAGGCGGGUGCACCCGAGGAAUGGACCAGAGACCCGCUCAAUUGCGGGGCCCGCGUCUCGACGCGUAGUUUACGGCGUCUGCCAUCAGGAGCGCCAGGAGCGGCAUCGUUUACGACUCGCGCGGCUGGAGCAAUUAGGCAGUGCUGCUGCCAAAAGGGGGGCGGCGCCCGUCGCAGGCUGCGUCGGCUCUUUCUUUUCCCUCGCGCCGCGUUGGGCGAUGGUCGUGAAAUUUGUGCCUGGUGAUGUACAGUGUGUUAGUCGUUUUCCUACGGUGGAGGGAAAACGGAUUGUUCCAGAUUUGAGGAAUGCGAAUUUUGAAAUGGAGAAAGAAAACGUUAGUGAUCACGUGGAACUUCAUUGGCUUCAUAGGUGGAAAACGUGUCUUCAAAAUGUAUUGCUGUUGGAAGCUGAAAAACCUUGUAAGACGGGAAUGGAUGAGUUUCUAUGAAACCUAAGAUUCAUAUGUAAUGAAGCAAUUUGUGCACAAAUUAAAGCUGAGCAGUCGGAUAAAUCUGAUCUGAAUAUGUGAACGAAAUGUAAAAGUUUCCAAUGUUUUUGUGGAAUUUGCUGCCUUUUGAGGUGGGAGGUCCUAUGUGUAGGCAAAAUACUGUCUCCCCAUCUAUGGGCCACCCUUAUAAACUGUUUGAGAUAUUGAAAUGGUUUUUGGUCAGCAAUGCAGAAUCUUGGAACAUGUAAUGUGCUGUGGGGAUAUGGUUUGAAAUAUUUUUAGUUUUAGAGGAAUUUAACCCUUUAGCAUACCAAGCGGAUUGCAUAUGUACCACAAUUUAACAUUUUUGUUGUUUACAAUUUGCUUAUUUUGUAAUAUUGAAAUUUCGUUAAAUUGAAAUACUUCUGCACAGAAAUAGUUACUUAAUUCUAUUCAAUUUUUUCAUUAUAUGCCUGCUCAAAAUAAUCUAAAUGUUCAUAUUUAUUUAAUAUUUCAAAGAAAUCUUGCAUAACAUUAAAGUAAGGUUCAAGUUUACCCUGCUCAAUGUGCGGAGAGUUAAUCAGCUUGAAUUUUUGUUUGGGGAAUUAUAUAUAUUUCUUGCUAGAAAUAGAUUCAUUAUAAAGAGGAUUAUAAUACUGCUUCACAUGUUAAUAUUUCAGAAAUUUGAGUGACAUGACUUUCUGACUUGUGAUUUUAAAAGAAAGGGAUAAUAUUUUCUGUAGCAGCCUUUGAAACUGUCUCCUUGGGGAAGGAGGCAUAUUCAGUUUUAUUUGAUGCUUAAUUAAAACCAUUGCUAGGAGAGGCCACAAAAUCUGUCUUUGCUACAGUUGCUAGGGCUGCAACAGGAUCUAUCUAUUUAAUUUAAAUUGCAUAUCAGUCUAAUUUUACUCAUAUUUCUAUUUAGAUAUUGAUAUACCGUUGUUAAAGCUCAAAACUAAAAAUUGUUCAAACAAUUCCUAGUCUAAUUCUUUACCCACGAUUCAGCAUUAUUGAACUGCAUGAAGAUAUAAACUGUUCAGAAUUUGAGGUUGGCCCAUAGUUGGUAGGACUCUGCAUUGCCCUUGGAACUAGAGGAAAGGGUAAGGUUGGAAAAGAUGUCUACAAAACGAAUGAUUUACAUCCACUGAAGCAGUUUGUCUUAAAAUUGUGUAUUUGUGAGAGAUCUAGACGUGAAUGAAAUGCACAAGUUUGAGUUCUUGUGGGAUUUGCAUCCUUGAGGUGGAAGUUGUAUGCCAACAAAAUUUAGUGCCCUUGGAUUCUGAGUAAAUGUUUAGAAGACUGGAAUGGAGUGUUCAUAAAAAGCAUCAAUGAAAUUUAUGUGCAGUGAAGCAGUUGUGCACAAAUUACUGGCUAGACUUAAAUUAAUUGUUCCAAAGAGUGAAUAAAUCAUAACAAAGUUUGAUUGAGAUGAGAUAAAUGGGAGCUGUGGAAUUUACUGCUUUCUAGGAAUAAAGUACAGAAGCAUUUCAUUUUGCGAGAGCUGGUGGAGCUGUUAGAGGGUUUGGGCCAUGAUUAAAGUAAAGCAGCAUUUUAUUCUGUGAGAAAGAUGAUUGAAUGAAUUCCGGCAAUUGUACCUAUAAAGAUGUUCUUGUUGAAAAUUUUUAGUCGCUGUGUUGCACAAGUAUGUUAAUGAUUUAUUAUGUAAUUGUGCUGCAUGUGUGAAUAUUAGAACCUACUUGGCAUGAAUGAUUAAUUGAAAUAGGAUCUUCAGUUCUAAUUAUGUUAAAUCAAGAUGUUUACUGAAUGCUUCCAUGUAACCUGAACUGCAAAAUAUUGUAAUAAAUGGGUUUUCUAUGUAAUUUCUUGUUUCAAUUUAUACAAUAAAGUAUAUAUAAGAAGUCAUUCUUAUUACUAG